Ricinus communis (castor bean) is the source of this 1421-nucleotide messenger RNA. RefSeq lists its product as uncharacterized. The transcript is spliced from 7 exons. Gene Ontology annotation, molecular function: transcription coregulator activity; protein binding. Lineage: Eukaryota; Viridiplantae; Streptophyta; Magnoliopsida; Malpighiales; Euphorbiaceae. Gene Ontology annotation, cellular component: histone deacetylase complex. Gene Ontology annotation, biological process: regulation of DNA-templated transcription. The coding region runs from base 451 to 1131 and encodes 226 amino acids. The record is from RefSeq and is a predicted model, not a curated record.
AGUGUGUGUGUGCUUUUGCUCUUUCUCUCUCAAUGAUAUCUGUUUUCUCUCUCUCUCAAAAGCUGUGCAUUUUUUCACUUCUCACUUUCAAAAUUUUUAUAUCCUUUUUCUUUUUCCUAUCUUUCUCUCUCACACUAGCUCAACCCCAUCAGAUACACUUCUCAGAUCCGAUUUGUUUAUUCUCCAAAAUCCGAUUUCUAGUCCCCGAAACAAUCCGAAUCGCUGGCAUUACACUCUGUUUUUUCUUAAAGGAACAAAAGUUGGAACUUGGAAAUUGCUAAAGUGAAGAGUAAUUGAGAACUAUUAUUCUUCUUUCUACCUAGAUAUGAUGGGUUAUCCUGCAAAAUGUCAAGGGUUUGGGUAGUGGCUUACUGUGUGUACCUUUCUAUCAAAAAAUUUAGUGGCAUUUACAUUCUGGGUUUCUUUUAAUCGGAAUUUCUGGAGGUAAAAAUGCUAGAAACGGAGCUUUAUCCUUCUAGGUUACUUUCCCCGUUUAGAGAGGAAAGUGGUGAUGAAGAGCUCUCUGUGCUUCCUAGACACACCAAAGUCAUUGUUACUGGAAACAACAGAACAAAAUCUGUACUGGUUGGUUUGCAAGGUGUGGUCAAAAAGGCGGUUGGUCUUGGAGGCUGGCAUUGGCUGGUUUUGAAAAAUGGUGUUGAAGUUAAGUUGCAAAGGAAUGCAUUGAGUGUGCUGGAACAUCCUACUGGGAAUGAAGUGGACGAGGAUAAUGACUUUGAUUCUAGCAGCGGCUCUGACAUGGGUGAAAAAGACCAUGAUUUCUCUAGUGGCGGUGAGUUCCACAAAAUAAGCAAGCAAAGAGUUCGGCCUAUGAGACCAUGCAUGCCAUCAGUAAAAUCAACAAGUCGUAGCAGUUACAGAGAUGUUCAGUCGAUUAUUCACCCACCCCAACUGAAGGUGAACUUGGCAAAACUAGGAACAGAAUCAUUACGAAGAUAUUGCAGGCGAUUCAACCUUGUGGGUAUCCAUUCGGAUGCAUCAAGGGAGCAAAUGCUUAAUGCCGUGCAGAAACAUUUUAUUUCACAGCCGCCGGUGGAUGAGGUGCGAGUGAUUGCAGAAUUUGCACAUGCAGCAAAAAAACUGAAACCAGCCGACAAACCAACAGAGUGAGAAUGCUGAAUACUGGAGGCUUUAUGUAAUUACGUAUGUAUAUGAAUGAACUCUAACGUCUAGAUUAGAUUGAUCAUAUAUUGAUAUGGGAGAAUAGUUACAUUGACGCGCGCACACAUUUCUCCUCAGUUCCUAACCAUGUAACAUUUAGUUGGGCUUAUUCAAGGUAUCCAUCCAUUAUUAGCUGGCUGGGAGUGCUCUCUCUAUAUAUAUAAGACUUAACGAAGUAAAAACAUGGUAAUUAAUUGCUGAAUUUCAGCAAUUUUUAAUCUUGGAACUUCUCUUUGCAA